This is a messenger RNA of Ogataea polymorpha, 1602 nucleotides long. RefSeq lists its product as uncharacterized. The transcript is spliced from 2 exons. NCBI's taxonomy places the organism in Eukaryota, Fungi, Ascomycota, Pichiomycetes, Pichiales, Pichiaceae. The record is from RefSeq and is a predicted model, not a curated record. Gene Ontology annotation, cellular component: mitochondrial matrix. Gene Ontology annotation, biological process: L-arginine biosynthetic process. Gene Ontology annotation, molecular function: L-glutamate N-acetyltransferase activity, acting on acetyl-CoA as donor; arginine binding. The coding region runs from base 1 to 1602 and encodes 533 amino acids.
AUGUUUCGCCCGGGCCGGCUCCAAGCGGCCCCGAACGUGUGGAAACGGGCUCUUUCCAACUUCGAGUCGCGCAUCGCGCGCCACGAGACCUCCAGCGACGACAAAAAGGACCUAAUUCUCACGAUCCUCAGCAGCACAGCCACCAAGCGCGAGGCUCGUAACUACCUGUCCAAGUAUCCUCUCCUCAAGGAGAACGACAUCUACCAGAGCCACAGACGCAUUCUCGACAGCGACGUUGUUUCCCAGACCAGCAAACACGACAAGCUGAUCAACGAUUUGCUGCUCAAGCACUCGGCCAGGAGCGACAUCCAGCUGCCGGAGCCACGCCACAAGCCAGAGAUCCAGCUCUCGGACACGCUGCGCGUCGCCUUGAUCAGGAUCCCGACCCCCCGGCGGCUCGACCCGGAAACUUUGCGGGGCAUCGCUCUGACCCUGCGGAAAUUGGUGCAGCUGGGCGUGUCUCCGGUUUUGGUGCUCGACGGAAAGCAUCAGAUAAAAGCCAGCGAAUCUCGGCUUCGGAUAGUCAACGACUUUGUGCACCAGUGCGACACGCUAAUCCAGACCCUGCAGACAGAAAAUCUGCAGGCACGCACUGUCAGGGGCCUUUUCGAACAGGAGAACUUCUCGCUGCCCGAGCUGUUGGUAGUGCCGCUGUUGCACGGCAUAGUUCCAAUCAUAUUCCCGACAACGGUCAAGAAAGAUAGCACAGAGGAGGUUAUGACGCCGUUCGAGACACUGGAGCGUCUGGUUUCGAACCUGUGUGGCCUCAACGAGGCGUAUCGUCGCAACAACGCAAAUGACCUGCUCACCGUCGAGAAAAUCAUCUAUCUCGAGGACCUCGGCGGGAUCCCGUCGUUGGAACGGUUCCAGUCGAGUCACGUGUACAUCAACCUGCUCCAGGAGUACAACGACAUCAUUUCAGAGCUCUACAUCGGCCAUCUAGACUCGUCGGUCAGAGACGUGCAUGUGCAGAAUCUCACGGAAAUGAACCAGCUGCUGGCGAUCCAGCCGGCGGCCACGGGGCUGAUCACGACGCCAGACAUUGCCACGCUUCGUCACGGCACGCGCACUACCAACCCGAUCAUCUACAACGUCCUCACAGACCGUCCGACCAUCUCUUCGUCGCUACCGGUAAAUUUGAAAAAGACACCGCAGCUCAACACCACCGUGAUCAAACGCGGCACACCGCUCACGAUCCAUCUCUCCGACGACCAGCCGGACGGCAAGGGCAUCGAUUUAUUGGAGUUCGACCGACAGAAAAUCAUCGACCUGAAUAAAUUAACUCAUCUUAUAAACGACUCGUUUGGCAAGACCCUAGACCUCGAGCACUACCUGAACCGAGUCAACGGCAACAUCGCGGCCAUCAUCAUCGCAGGCGACUACGAGGGCGGCGCAAUCGUCACCUGGGAGUCUGCAGGCGGGCGCAGGGUGCCAUAUCUCGACAAGUUCGCUGUGCUGCGCAAAUUGCAAGGCAUCCCCGGCAUAGCAGACAUUGUGUUCAAAUCACUGCUGCUCGCGUACCCAGACGAGCUGCUGUGGCGCUCCAGACAAAAUAACCCGCGAUUACUGCAUUCCCAACACCAACUGGAGAUUGUUUUUUAG